This is a messenger RNA of Durusdinium trenchii, 1644 nucleotides long. The record is from the annotation of a GenBank genome assembly. Lineage: Eukaryota; Dinophyceae; Suessiales; Symbiodiniaceae.
AUGUCUUGGAAUGGGCCCUUUUGUGGUUCACGACCUUCUUCCUCUUCUGUGCUGACACAGGGUCACGGCCUGAGCUUGUCAGGUGCACAAAUAAAGAUCGCGGUCCCGAACAUGUUUCAGGAACAAAGCAUUUGUCAGAGAGCUUUCCUUCACUACGGUUGCUGCAUUCGCGACCCCAACUGGCCGCAGAACCCUGAAGUGCAGUGGCGUUUGUUGGCCCUCAGCCGGGGCUUGGGGCUGCCGAUCCCGAAGCCCUUCCGCGCGCCCUUCAUCCCUGGGAUCACCGUGAUGAUCCCGCACUAUGGGGAGACCAUCUUGGAGAAGAAGGAUUCCUUGUAUGGUGGACGUGACGACGAUAUUGUGCCACUGAUGGACUGGCUCAAAGCUCGCUAUGAGGAUGAAUGGCACAACUUUGAUGCUCGCAUGCAGGCGAAGAACAUGGGCGGCCUCUCAGCAGGCAGCAACUGGGAUGACUACUCGGAUGAGCAAUGGGAGAAGAUUUGCGGGUGGUCCUCCAUGAGACUUCAAACGCUCUUUCGCACCGUGGCCGGCAUGAUGCUCUACCAUCCAGCCUUGCAGUGCCACUACGAAGUCCAGGGAGUUGGCAAGGUGAGGGGUGAGAAGAAGCCUGCCUUGGCAGAUGUUUGGACACCCAAUGACUGCUUCAACUGCAUCGUCUCUAUGCAGCAGUACGGUAUCCCUGGUGCUGUGAACUAUGGCCACGUCAACAAGAUGUUUGCCAAGUUCCCAAGCAGCUUGAAAGUCGCGUUCAUCGACUUCAAGGAGAAGAACAUCCACGCGGAGGUGGACAAGAUCCACCCGCGGCAGAAGCGUCGCUACUUCAGCUGCUUGGUGGAUGGGCAGUGCUCCGAGGUGCCAGGCAGCAAUGGUCGUCGCAAGGCCAAGUACACGGUGGAGCUGCCGGGAUAUCCCAUUCUUGGAGAUGGGAAGAGUGACAACCAGAAUCACGCCAUCAUCUUCUUGCGUGGGAUCUUCAGCCAAUGCAUCGAUGCCAACCAGGGCGGCUACUUCGAACAGAUGCUGAUGUUGCCCUGUGUUCUGGGCGAGUUCCGGACCAUCGACCGGGGAGAUGAUGCGGCCAAGCAGAUUAUUGGCCUGCCCGAACACAUCACCAGCGACAUCGGCUCCGUGGGCGACUUCGCCGCGGGCUCGGAGGUGGCCUUUGGGACCAUCCUGCAGCGCACCUACUCGGUGUUGGGCGCCAGGAUGCACUAUGGGCACCCAGACAUCAUGAACAAGCAGUACAUGAUGCAACAGGGCGGCGUGUCCAAGGCGACGAAGACCAUCAACCUGUCGGAGGACAUCUUCGCCGGCAUGGACUUCACCCUCCGUGGGCAGGGCCGGAGCAUCAAGCACUGCGAGUACUUCCACGUGGCCAAGGGCCGCGACUUGGGCUUCAACACGGUGCUGGGCUUCUUCUCCAAGCUCUCCUCGGGCGCUGGAGAGCAGAUCCUCACGCGACAGAUGUUCCGCUUGGGGCAGCUGCUGCACCUGCCCGAGGCGCUCACCUUCUACUAUGCCCAUGUGGGAUUCUAUGUGACGCAGGGCUUGGUGUCGGCCUCCAUGCCGAUCCUCGUGAGGGGCCCGAGCUGCCCAAGCUCACCGGGACGGUACACCUUUUGA